This is a messenger RNA of Mya arenaria, 1032 nucleotides long. RefSeq lists its product as uncharacterized. The record is from RefSeq and is a predicted model, not a curated record. Bases 1 to 1032 code for a protein of 343 amino acids. The transcript has 3 exons. Lineage: Eukaryota; Metazoa; Mollusca; Bivalvia; Myida; Myidae.
AUGGCUGAUUCAAACCACACAUCAUUCAAAACAGCCAUUAGGAAGGCUUGCGAUAUUGCUCUUCCAAGGAAACAGCUAAAGGUGUUUGGUAUUGUUUGUUUGGAGAAGGACAAAGAAAAAGACGGUACGCUGCACAUCGACUUUAACAUUAAUUACAACGAAGAGGUCUGCGCAAGUUCAACACAGCAGAGGGUGGAUACCAUUCACAGGGGAGGACUUUACCGAUACCAGGGGAGGACUUUACCAAAACUAGGGGAGGACGUCACCAAUACCAGGGGAAGACGUCACCAAUACCAGGGGAGAACGUCACCAAUACCAGGGGAAAACGUCACUAAUACCAAGGGAGGACGUCACCAAUACCAGGGGAGGACGUCAACAAUACCAGGGGAGGACGUCACCAAUACCAGGGGAGGUCGUCAACAAUACCAGGGGAGGACGUCACCAAUACCAGGGGAGGUCGUCACCAAUACCAGGGCAGGACGUCACCAAUACCAGGGGAGGACGUCACCAAUACCAGGGGAGGUCGUUACCAAUACCAGAGGAGGACGUAACAAAUACCAUGAGAGGUCAUUACCAAUGGCAGGGGAGGUCGUUACCAAUACCAGGGGAGGACGUCACCAAUACCAGGGGAGGACUUCACCAUUACCAGGGGAGGACGUCACCAAUACCAGGCGAAAAAGUCGUUACCAAUACCACGGGAGGUCGUUACAAAUAGUAGGGGAGGACGUCACCAAUACUAGGGGAGGGCGUCACCAUUACCAGGAAAGGACGACACCAAUAUCAGGGGAGGAUGUCAACAAUACCAGGGAAGGACGUCACAAUUACCAGGGAAGGACGUCACCAAUAUCAGGGGAGUACGUCAAAAAUACCAGGAAAGAACGUCACAAUUACCAGGGAAGGACGUCGCCUAUAUCAGGGGAGGACGUCACUAAUACCAGGGGAGGUCGCUACCAAUACCAGGGGAGGACGUCAGCAAUACCAGGGGAGAACGUCACCAUUACCAGUGGAGGCGUGACCAAUACCAGGGGAUGA